AUGGACGAGUCAUGGAGGAUGCGAAUGGGAAUGGCGACGAGGCCCAAACACAGAGGCAACCUACCCCGGCGGAGGUCGACGGAGGAGACGUCGGCUGCCAGAGCAGUCUUCGGCGCCGACUGUGAAUUAUUAGGACCCGAGGACUUCGCCGACGUCUUCGGAGGGCCACCUCGGACGGUGCUAUCGCGGCAGUUCUCCACCGGAGAGUUCUCCAAGUCGUCAAAUCCGUUUUACGAGGAGAUUUUCCGGCCGCCGCAGAAGGAGGAUCCGGCGAGAAGUGGAGGCAGGAACUUGCCGGAGUUCAGGAUUCCGGCGAUCAGAGAGAGGGAGGAAGGAUUUUACAGCGACAUAUUCGGGAAAGAGGAUGGCGUUAGGAGGUCGAGAUCGAGGUCGAAGCCGAACUCCAAAUCGAAGUCGAAUUCCUCGUCGGUGCUCAGCUCGGAGGAGCUGAGUCCUCUCCGGCCGGCGGAUGUAGCCAACGGCGACAGUUUGUUCUCCUCGUUUGCUUCGAAGCUCAGGCCCAUAAAUGUGCCAUGUAGAUGGAGCUCAUCAACAAUGAUGCCAGAGGAUCAACACCCAUGGCAGCAAGAGAUGCCUGCUUUUCCAACAGAUAGCUCUUCCUACAUUAACAGCCGAUUUACUGAGAGUGAGUUCAUCGACAACUUCAGAAGCUCCCAGUUUGGAUUCUCAAGAAGGGUACCUUCCCCAGAGAUCAUUAGUCUCGAACCAAACUCAUACGGGAGUGUCAAGGCAUCAAUGGAUGACCAAGAACUCAACUCCCCUUCAUCUGUGGUCUCCUCAUUGUGUCAAGAUGCAGAGCCCAAAGCCACAAGUACAGUCAGGGAUGAGGUUUUCCUAGAACAGGAAAUGGAGCAAGAAGAUGACGAAGUUAUGAGCUCAUUUGUCAUUGAGAUUAAUGUGGACCAUAGGGAAGGGACAGAGGAAGCAUUGGGCAUUGACGAAGCUAUUGCAUGGGCCAAAGAGAAGUUCCACACACACUGUCCUGAGAAAAAUUGGAGCAAACAUGACCAAGACCAGUCUGCUGAGGCAAAAGGAUUUUCAGAUCGACAAAUAGAUGGGGUUGGAAGUGGCAAAAUGGGAUUCCCAGUGGAAGAAGAGCCAAAUAUAUGGGUGCCACGAGGAGGAGAAUCCCAGGAGAAAAAUGAAAAUAGGGAAAUGGAGCAAUUAGAUGAAAACAUAAGGCUGUGGUCAGCUGGUAAGGAGGAUAGCAUCCGGCUCCUUCUCUCUUCAUUGCACCAUAUAUUGUGGCCGACUAGUGGGUGGUUUGCAAUCCCUCUAACAAGCCUGGUUGAGAGCUCACAAGUGAAAAAGGCUUAUCAGAAAGCCAGGCUCUGUCUGCACCCAGACAAGCUGCAGCAAAGAGGUGCAACCCUUACACAAAAGUACGUCGCGGAGAAGGCAUUUUCAAUUCUCCAGGAAGCAUGGGCAGCAAAUAUCUCCCAAGACGAUGUCCUUGGCUAGAGGAUGAUCAAAUUCUCUAGAACCGUUUCACUAGAACAAGGGGGUUUUGUGUGAACAUAUGUAUUCUGCAAAGAAAAUUGCCAUGAAUGAGAUAAGUUCAGCAUGGAGGAGUUGUCUUUGGAUGAGAUUACUAGAAACACUGCAUCAUAUUCUGUGCCAAUAUAUAUAUAUAUAUAGCCCAACCCCACCGACAGGCUGCUCCAGCUAACAAUGGAUCAAUUUAAGGGUUUUCACUGCUCACUUAUAAUCUAUCUGAUUGCCUUAGAUUUGAGGAUGAUGAUGAGAUUAUCAUGACUCUGAAUUACUUGUAUUGCUGUUUCACUUGUGUAUUAUAUAUGAUGGCAUCGUCUAGAAACA
Diospyros lotus (date-plum) is the source of this 1839-nucleotide messenger RNA. RefSeq lists its product as uncharacterized. Gene Ontology annotation, molecular function: clathrin binding. The record is from RefSeq and is a predicted model, not a curated record. Bases 1 to 1482 code for a protein of 493 amino acids. Gene Ontology annotation, cellular component: vesicle; cytoplasm; intracellular membrane-bounded organelle. Lineage: Eukaryota; Viridiplantae; Streptophyta; Magnoliopsida; Ericales; Ebenaceae. The transcript has 7 exons. Gene Ontology annotation, biological process: clathrin-dependent endocytosis; clathrin coat disassembly.